Manihot esculenta (cassava) is the source of this 1186-nucleotide messenger RNA. Its product is annotated as CASP-like protein 5B3. The transcript is spliced from 3 exons. The record is from RefSeq and is a predicted model, not a curated record. The coding region runs from base 506 to 964 and encodes 152 amino acids. NCBI's taxonomy places the organism in Eukaryota, Viridiplantae, Streptophyta, Magnoliopsida, Malpighiales, Euphorbiaceae. Gene Ontology annotation, cellular component: plasma membrane.
UUGUAUAACUAAUUAAGUUUCGAUGCGAAAAAUGGCUGAACUUUUCCGGUCCAGGUAAUGUAUGGCAGAUCCGCUCGCGCAAGUUGACGGCUCAUACUUCUCUGGAUAUUGCGUGCCGGUGUUUCUCAAUCAUUUUCUUUUCUAUUUUAAUUUUACAUUAUGCUUUCAGUGUCUCUCAACAGUUCGCUUUGUUUAACUGUCCCCAUUUUUAUAAUCAUCUCUUCCUUCAACCUUUUUCAUGUCCUCUCUCUCCCUCUCUUUCACGCCAUUUUUUUCUUUGCUCACAAUUUUCUACAUGCCCAGAUACAAUAUUUUCCCCCUAAAUUGUUAAUUUUUCUGGGAAUGUUUUUCUUGCAUCUAAUCUCAGUAAAGAUCGGUAUUCGGAGUUGAAAGGUUUGUACUUUUCUGUUUCUGGGUGAUUUUAGGGAGAUGGGUACUUUCAUUGAUCAAUUAAGAAGCUGAAAAUUCUGCUGGCUUUGGUGGUGGCCCCAAAAGAAACGAAAAAAUGAAGGAUUUUGCUGGGACACCAGGGACAUUGACUGCUCUUGUUCUGAGGAUUUCACAAUGCAUUUUUGCAGCUGGCUCAAUUGCGGCCAUGGCCACCACGUCCACCUUCUUCAAUUUCACUGCUUUCUGCUACCUUGUAGCUUCAAUGGGUUUGCAAGUCAUAUGGAGCUUUGGACUUGCAUUAUUAGAUGCAUAUUCCUUGGUCCAAAGGAAGGUUCUCAACAAUUCUAUUUUGGUCAGCCUUUUCGUAGUGGGAGAUUGGGUAACAGCAACGUUGUCUCUUGCAGCAGCUUCUGCCUCUGCAGGCAUCACAGUGCUCCUGUUUCAAGAUGUGGAACACUGUAGUUAUUUGAAGGAAUGUGAAAAGUACCAAAUAUCAGUUGCAUUGGCCUUUUUGAGCUGGGGAGCUAUUGCAAUAUCAUCUCUAAUUAUGCUAUGGCUACUGGCUGCAGGUUAGACUAUUUGGUCUAAUGGCCUUGAUAUAGAAAUUUUCAUCAUUCUCCAGUGUCAAUACCAAAAAAAAAAAGGAAAAACAGUAUUCAAAUUGGUUUACACUUUUUCCUAUUUAGUAAAAGCUAAUUAUAUCCAUUUCAUGAUACUCCCAUAACAUUAUAACAUGCGUCUGGAACUGUGGAUAUGCUUAAAUGAAAAGGACUGAGCACAUUUCUUUUUCCUCUCA